AUAUGUAGCACCUACCAUAUCACUCACAAAAAAAAAAAGUCUGACUCUAUGGAGAGAUUCACCGUCGUCUCUUGUUCACACCCAGUUCCCACAAUUUUCAACCGAACGUCUGAGCAGAGGUAGAAGAGAUGGGAUCGGAUGGAGGAGGGUAUUAAGCAGCUUUAAGCCACGAAUCUUAUGGAGGAAAGGAAAAUCUCAUUCUGGAGCUGAAUGGUUUGAGUUGUGACUUUCUAAGAGAGGUGCAGCAGCUAUCUAAAUUUUUUAUACCCAUCUUGCUUACUGCAAUUGCCAAAGUCCUUCACCAUGGGAAGAAAAAGCAAAUCCCAUUCCGACCCAACAACCGGCAUGGCCAAGAAGAAGGCCAAAGCAGAAAAAGAAGAUGGAAAAGUCGGUGGCACUGACAUCAUCUCACAGCUUCACCCAUAUAUUGUGAUAGACAUUCUGUCACGACUGCCCUUUAAUACCCUGUUCAGCUGUAGGUGCGUUUGCAAGACAUGGCUACAUCUUCUCGUUGAUCCUAGUUUCGCUCAAUUGUAUCACACAAGAGCAGAACCCUGCAUCAUCCUCCAACCCACAAACAAAAACCGUCAACAGCAUCUCUACGCAGUUCAUUUUGACAAUAGAAAUUAUGUGUGUAACUCUAUAGUAAAGUUUGCCACUGAAACCCAUUUAGGUAUGGGAUGUAAUGUGAAACUUAGUCUGUUGGAUUCAUGCAAUGGGUUGAUUUUGCUAGGCGAGAUGUAUCAGCAUCAAUAUCAUGACUUUGUGAAAUUGGAUCAAUUAUAUGUGUGUAAUCCUAUAACGGGUGAGUUCGUCAUAGUUAGGCCUGGCAUCAACCUAACAUCUUCUCCCAUGUGUCCUUGCCUUGGCUUUUGUCCCAAAACUCAAGUAUACAAGGUGGUUCUCUUGUCCAAAAAACAGUAUGUAGCUGAAGUUAGUAACAACAUGGUGACUCUUGUGUACACACUCGGAGAGAAGGGUAAUGGUCUUUGGAAGAGUGUUAAUGUUGGAGAUGGUUUGCUCGAUCAGCCAAGAAAUACUACUUUUCUCAAUGGAAUUAUUCAUUGGGUUGUGAGAUCCCCUAGUGUACCUCAGUUUAUAUAUUCCUUUGAUGUGGAGGAUGAGUGUUUUCGACUGGUUCCACCACCUCCUGAGUUUGUGUCACCUGAUCAAACUACAUGGUCAAAGUGGGAGAUCAAUCUUGGGGUGUUGGAAGGUCAUCUUGCCAUUGUUAAACGUGCUAAAGAUUUUUUCUGGUGCUUUCACAUAUGGGUAAUGAAGGACUAUGGUGUUCAAGCAUCUUGGACUAAGACAUACACUAUGGACUUCUCGAUGGAAAAACUAGCACUUUUAUUGCCCGUUCCACAAAUCCUAGGGUCGUGUCGCAAUGGUGACAUUUUAUUCACACAUCAUGGCAGGAAUUUGGUUUCUUUCAAUCCAUUGAACCCAAGUUUCAAGAUUCAUAGGAUUGAAAAACUAUGUAACUUUCUGAUUCAUCCUUAUAUUCCCAACCUUGCUUCACUUAGGGAUAUAGCAAGAGGAGAACCGUUGUUCAAUGCCACUGUUAUGAUUCAGACAGAGGGAGGAGAUAAGCAUGCAUCAGAUAAGGAGUGAACUGAUAGGGAGUUGAUGGCUAUCUGAUUGUUAUUUCAAAUUUUAUUUCAAGUUGUUGAUUAGGAUGAGUUGUUGAUUAGGAUGAGUUGUUGAUUAGGAUAAGUUGUUGGUUAGGAUUGUAUUUGUUGAUUAGGAUGAGUUGUUGAUUAGGAUUAGUUGUGAUUUGAAGUUACUGCUGAACUAUCAAGAUGUAAUUUGAAUUUCCUAGUUGGGCACUCUGCUUGAGACUAUUUAAGAGUAGAAGCAAUUAAUAAAUAAGCAAGCAAAGUUUAAUCCAAAA
This is a messenger RNA of Quercus lobata, 1894 nucleotides long. RefSeq names its product F-box protein At3g07870-like. The coding region runs from base 304 to 1614 and encodes 436 amino acids. The record is from RefSeq and is a predicted model, not a curated record. NCBI's taxonomy places the organism in Eukaryota, Viridiplantae, Streptophyta, Magnoliopsida, Fagales, Fagaceae. The transcript has 2 exons. Gene Ontology annotation, molecular function: protein binding.